UUGUCUUCCCUAUCCUAGAUUGAACUGAACUGAAGUCUCAGACAGAGAGAGAGAGAGAGAGAGAGAUUAUCUGAAUCGAGCAAGCGUGGUUUCGAAGCGAAUCGAGCUCUAUUUGUGGUGAUUGUUUGGAUUUGAAUAGAGAGGUUUUGGGUUUUUUUCUUCUUUUUUCAUGGUUGCAGAGUAAUAAUGGAGGCUCAGUACAUACGAAGGUACCACAAGCACGAACCCAAAGAGAAUCAGUGCACUUCCGAAUUCGUCAAGCACAUCAAAGCCCCCGUUGAUCUCGUAUGGUCAUUGGUGAGGCGAUUUGAUCAGCCACAGAGAUAUAAACCAUUUGUCAGCAGAUGUGUCAUGCAAGGUGACCUUAAUAUUGGGAGUCUCAGACAGGUUAAUGUGAAGUCAGGGCUUCCAGCGACAACAAGCACUGAAAGAUUGGAAUUGCUUAAUGAUGAGGAACACAUCCUUGGCAUCAGAAUUAUUGGUGGUGAUCACAGGCUGAAGAACUACUCUUCAAUCAUCACUGUCCAUCCCGAGAUGAUUGAUGGGAGACCAGGGACGCUUGUGAUUGAGUCAUUUGUGGUGGAUGUGCCUGAAGGGAACACUACAGACGAGACAUGCUACUUUGUCAAGGCCCUGCUCAACUGCAAUCUCAAAUCUUUGGCUGAUGUUUCAGAGAGAAUGGCCAUGCAGGAUCGGGCCAGACUCGUCAAUCAAAUCUGAGUGGUUUGGUUAAAGGAAUUUUGAAACAAAUUCAAAGGACUGUUGGUAAGCUGUUGCGCAAGACUUUCAGUUACCUUUGUAGACAUUUGUUGGAGCAGUUCUUCCACUUGUUCAGAAGUUUUGUAUACAAUCCUGCUCGUGGCUCGGUCAUUUUCCUUAUCUGUUUGAUUCACUCUUGUUAUUUCCUCUGAAGUGACUCUGGGCUUUGCCUUAUCGUAGUAUCCGGACAAUUUUAUGUAUGAGAUCAGUUCUUUCUUCCACUGUUAUAUGUUCCUCUGUUUUGAACAUGGUGGUAUGUAAAUUAUUGUGGUGUUUAUCUGUAAAUAUAUGUUGGAAAUGUGUUCUGUAUAAACGUGGUUUUCAUGUUGGUGAA
Camellia sinensis is the source of this 1093-nucleotide messenger RNA. RefSeq names its product abscisic acid receptor PYL9. Lineage: Eukaryota; Viridiplantae; Streptophyta; Magnoliopsida; Ericales; Theaceae. The record is from RefSeq and is a predicted model, not a curated record. Gene Ontology annotation, cellular component: cytoplasm; nucleus. Gene Ontology annotation, molecular function: abscisic acid binding; protein phosphatase inhibitor activity; signaling receptor activity. Gene Ontology annotation, biological process: abscisic acid-activated signaling pathway.